AAUUUUCUUUGCCAUAACAUAACCAAAUAGGAAGGUAUAAUUUAAUAUACAAUUAGUGCUUGAACACUACUGAUAUAUAUGAAAAUUUUAUUCCGAAGCAAUAUACAAAACUGAUAUAUUGUUCAGAAUAGCAUGUACACUAAUAAUGACAAUGAAAACAGUAGGCCAGUAACACCAACACAGGAAGACUGUUGUCACAGUGCAUGUGAACCUUGUAUCUUUGAUAUACAUAAAAAACUACUCGAGGAGUAUGAAAGAAGAAAGAAGCAAAACAUAAAAUUAGAGAACAAGCACAAUGUUUUAUGCACAUUCGCGUAUAAGAAUUUUGUAGUUAUUGAUAAAAUCCAAGCUUCCGAAUGCUAUAUUUUACUUUCUCUAAAAUAUAAAGGUACAGAACUUUCCAUCAUGUCUACUAUAAUCAACAUAAAAUAUUCUAUAUAUCAAAUCUUUAAUUGGAAAUAUUUCAUUGUUCCUAAUAUUCAAGAUGAUUAUAGUCUUCAUGGUAUAAAUAUAAAAUCUGGAAGAUUAGACCAAAAGUCAGUUCUCGAAGUACUUCAAGAUACGGUACCUGAUAGUACAUUGAUCUUAAUAUGUGGCACUCGUGAGUUCAAUAGUUCUGUUGAACAAUGGGUAAAAUCCAUGAAUUAUUGUCAUGCAUACAUAUUUCAAUAGAAGAUUUCUAAAUCGUAUUAUUUAAUGUAGCAUGAUAUAUUUUCUCGGCAAUUGGGGCAUGAACCAUAUAUAUGAUCAAAUACAACAUGGUUUCCAGCAAUUGUUUGUAACCACUGUAAAAAAUCAAAUAAUGUAUUUAUAAUAUUUAAAAAGAAUAAAAAUUUAAUUUUUU
Molecule: messenger RNA, 844 nt
Organism: Ceratina calcarata
Lineage: Eukaryota; Metazoa; Arthropoda; Insecta; Hymenoptera; Apidae
Exons: 2
Coding region: 133-672 (179 amino acids)
Source: RefSeq, a predicted model, not a curated record